This is a messenger RNA of Cricetulus griseus (Chinese hamster), 2320 nucleotides long. RefSeq names its product phospholipase D1 (gene Pld1). NCBI's taxonomy places the organism in Eukaryota, Metazoa, Chordata, Mammalia, Rodentia, Cricetidae. The record is from RefSeq and is marked provisional. Gene Ontology annotation, molecular function: phosphatidylinositol binding; D-type glycerophospholipase activity. Gene Ontology annotation, biological process: intracellular signal transduction; cell motility; phosphatidic acid biosynthetic process.
AUGUCACUGAAAAGCGAGCACAGGGUGAACACCUCAGCACUGCAGAAAAUCGCUGCAGACAUGAGCAAUCUAAUAGAUAACCUCGACACCCGGGAACUCCACUUUGAGGGAGAGGAGGUAGAGUUUGACACAUCUCCUGGAGACCCCAAGGCUCAGGAAAAGUACAUCCCAUUCUCUUCCAUUUACAACACUCAAGGAUUUAAGGAGCCCAAUAUCCAGACCUACCUCUCCGGCUGUCCUAUUAAAGCCCAAGUACUGGAAGUGGAGCGCUUCACGUCUACAACCAGGGUGCCAAGUAUCAAUCUGUACACUAUUGAGUUAACACAUGGGGAAUUCACAUGGCAAGUGAAGAGGAAAUUCAAGCACUUCCAAGAGUUUCAUAGAGAGCUGCUCAAGUACAAAGCCUUCAUCCGAAUCCCCAUUCCCACGAAAAGACAUACUUUUAGAAGACAAAAUGUCAAAGAAGAGCCCCGAGAGAUGCCCAGUUUGCCUCGUUCAUCAGAAAACACCAUCCAGGAAGAACAGUUCUUUGGCAGGAGGAAGCAACUGGAAGAUUACUUGACAAAAAUACUAAAGAUGCCCAUGUACAGAAACUAUCAUGCCACGACAGAGUUCCUUGAUGUAAGCCAGCUGUCUUUCAUUCAUGAUUUGGGACCAAAGGGCCUGGAGGGGAUGAUCAUGAAAAGAUCUGGGGGACACAGGAUACCAGGUUUGAAUUGCUGUGGCCAAGGAAGAGCCUGCUACCGAUGGUCAAAAAGGUGGUUAAUAGUGAAAGACUCUUUCCUGCUGUACAUGAAACCAGACAGUGGGGCCAUUGCCUUUGUCCUCCUUGUAGAUAAAGAAUUCAGAAUAAAAGUGGGAAGGAAAGAAACAGAAACGAAAUAUGGACUUCGAAUCGAUAAUCUUUCAAGGACACUGAUUUUAAAAUGUAACAGCUACCGCCACGCUCGCUGGUGGGGAGGAGCCAUAGAAGAAUUCAUUCAGAAGCAUGGCUCGGACUUCCUCAAAGACCAUCGCUUUGGUUCCUAUGCCGCUGUCCAUGAGAACAUGUUAGCUAAAUGGUACGUGAACGCCAAAGGUUACUUUGAAGAUAUUGCAAAUGCAAUGGAAGAGGCGGCAGAAGAGAUUUUCAUCACUGAUUGGUGGUUAAGUCCGGAAAUCUUCCUGAAGCGGCCAGUAGUGGAAGGCAACCGCUGGAGGCUGGACUGCAUCCUCAAACGGAAAGCACAACAAGGUGUUCGGAUUUUCAUAAUGCUUUACAAAGAGGUGGAACUAGCCCUCGGGAUCAACAGUGAAUACAGCAAGCGGACUUUGAUGCGGCUGCACCCCAACAUAAAGGUGAUGAGGCACCCAGACCAUGUGUCAUCCAGUGUCUAUCUGUGGGCUCAUCAUGAGAAGCUUGUCAUCAUCGACCAAUCGGUGGCUUUUGUGGGUGGGAUUGACCUAGCCUAUGGAAGGUGGGAUGACAAUGAACACAGACUCACAGACGUGGGCAGUGUGAAGCGGGUCACCUCAGGACUGUCUAUGGGCUCUCUCGCAGCAGCAACAAUGGAAUCUAUGGAAUCCUUAAGCCUCAAGGAUAAUCACAGAUCUCAUAAAAAUGAACCCAUCCUGAAGAGUGUGGAUGAUGUAGACCCCAAGCUGAAAGGAGUAGGAAAGCCCCGGAAAUUCUCCAAAUUCAGUCUGUAUCGACAACUGCACCGUCGCCAUCUUCACAACUCGGACAGUGUUAGCAGCAUUGACAGCGCCUCCAACACUGGCUCCAUCCGAAGUGUACAGACGGGUGUGGGAGAGCUGCAUGGGGAGACCAGGUUUUGGCAUGGGAAGGAUUACUGCAACUUUGUCUUCAAGGACUGGGUCCAACUGGACAAGCCUUUUGCUGAUUUCAUUGACAGGUACUCCACCCCUCGAAUGCCUUGGCAUGAUAUUGGUUCUGUGCUUCAUGGGAAGGCAGCUCGAGACGUGGCUCGUCACUUCAUCCAGCGCUGGAACUUCACGAAGAUUAUGAAGCCAAAAUACCGCUCCCUUUCUUACCCUUUCCUGCUCCCAAAGUCUCAAAGCACUGCACAUGAGCUGAGGUAUCAGGUGCCAGGGGCGGUCCCCGCCAAAGUGCAGUUGCUCCGAUCUGCUGCUGAUUGGUCUGCUGGUAUAAAGCACCACGAGGAGUCAAUCCACUCUGCCUACAUCAACGUAAUAGAGAACAGCAAGCACUACAUCUACAUUGAAAAUCAAUUUUUCAUAAGCUGUGCUGACGAUAAAGUUGUGUUCAACAAGGUGGGAGAUGCUAUUGCACAGAGAAUCCUAAAAGCCCACAGGUAAG